Molecule: messenger RNA, 705 nt
Organism: Thlaspi arvense
Lineage: Eukaryota; Viridiplantae; Streptophyta; Magnoliopsida; Brassicales; Brassicaceae
Source: the annotation of a GenBank genome assembly
AUGUCUCGAACCAGCCGGUGGUAUUGUUCCCGGUUUCUUGAGUGGGCGGACGGAAUUAAAAGCUUUAAAGGGAUCUCGGAGUCACUAAUCGAGUUCCAAAUGACAGAGCUGAAAGAUGGAGUUUUCAUCGGGUAUGGUUAUAACCAUAUAAGUUUCUUCAACACUUGGUCGGACAUUUGCUUAACCGGGUCUGACCGGGAAAAUUUUCCUCCUUUGCCUCUCCGUGGGUGGUUUCUCGGCGGGGUUGAAUUUUCUAUUCGAAUUCCGGUCUCAGAGACGGUGCUAUCACCUAUUACGGCUGUUUCUUCGUUGUUAGAAGAUUUACAAGACAUGGUUUUUCAAUUCACGAGGAGAAACAUCUCCGAGCUUAAAGCGAAAGCCAACGGCGAGGUUGAUUCAGAUGAUCGGAAAAUCUCGUCGCUUCAAGCGAUUUUGGCGCAUUUGUGGCGAUCCAUAAUCAGAAACAGUGAUCUACAUCCGGAAGAAGUGAUUCACUGCGACUUACUGAUGGACAUGAGACGAAGGUUGAACCCUCUGCUAGAGAAAGACGACGACGAUGACAACCGCCGGAUAAAUGCCUCAAAACGGGCUGGGAUGGGCUGUUUUGCAAUGGGGUCACAAACGAAUGAAGAAUACAAAGUGUUCGCUGAGAACUGGGCGAACCGAAAGUGUUUGGGAAUCCUUUUGCUAAGCGGAAGUCUAUAA